CAUACGUUCGUAAAGCUAUUGAAGUCAUUGUUCCUAAAACGAGUUGUUUGUUAUUUCCAACGGUCCACGGUCGAGGCCAGUUGUGUUACUUGUCGGCGCAGACGCAUAUUUACCCAAACAUCUGUUUAAAAUGACUAAAGUAAAUAUACCAACAGUGAAGCUGAACAAUGGGUUGGAAAUGCCGGUCCUAGGUUUGGGAACAUGGCUCGGAGUUGAUGACAAGUUGCAAUUCCUCACAGCUGAUAUACCUAAGUUGGUUGAGGCACUGUCCUAUGCCAUAGACAUCGGAUACAAGUACCUGGAUACUGCACAUCUUUACCGUGUCGAGCCUGAAAUAGGGCAAGUUCUGAAUAAAAAGAUAAGAGAGGGUGUCAUCAAGAGAGAAGAUGUUUUUAUUACAACCAAGAUUUGGCAACACAACCAUCGUGAGAGUGAUGCUAUCCAAUCAGUGAAAGAUAGCUUACGUCGUUUGAACCUCGACUAUGUUGACCAAGUACUAAUACAUUGGCCAAUGUCCUUUACGCCGGAAGGAGUGGACGAAAAAAUUGACUACUUGGAAACUUGGAGGGGCCUUGAAAAAGUUUUGGAAAUGGGCUUGGUGAAGUCCAUAGGCGUAUCGAAUUUUAAUGUCGACCAGUUGAAGAGAUUGCUCGCCAACUGCCGCGUGCCGCCUGUAGUUAAUCAAGUGGAAAUCAAUCUAACCUUGGGUCAAAAGGAGUUGGUCGAUUUCUGCCAAUCAAAUAAAAUACAGGUUGUAGCGUAUUCCCCGUUCGGGGCGAUGAUGCCAUUCCGUCAGCUUCCUGACAGUCCCGAACCAAAGUUGAAUAACCCUACAAUGUUGGCGAUUGCUAAGAAAUAUGGGAAGACUGUGACGCAGAUUACCUUGAGAUAUUUGUACCAACGAAACAUUAUAAGCAUACCAAAGACAAUAACCAAAUCCCGCUUGGUGGAGAACGCAUCCAUUUUCGACUUCAACCUCGACGCGGAUGAUGUGGCAGUCAUUGCUAAAUUUGAUGUCGGUUACCGCUCCAUUCUACCUGUGUUCUGGCAAGAUUUGGAAAACUAUCCCUUCCCGAAUGAAAGGCGUCCUGAAAAGGAGGAUCCACCUCUCUGCUACAGAAUAUGGAAGAAUGGCGCCAACGCUGAUAUUGAUUAAUAUUUUUGAAAGUAUAUGAAUAUUUUAACCCAAGUUUCGUAUAAAUAUUAUAUUAUUACAGUGCAUGUUGAUUAUGAAUGUGUAUUCAAAAUAAAUAAAUACUUUUUUCA
Molecule: messenger RNA, 1266 nt
Organism: Plodia interpunctella (Indianmeal moth)
Lineage: Eukaryota; Metazoa; Arthropoda; Insecta; Lepidoptera; Pyralidae
Product: aldo-keto reductase AKR2E4-like
Exons: 7
Coding region: 131-1156 (341 amino acids)
Cellular component (GO): cytosol
Molecular function (GO): aldose reductase (NADPH) activity
Source: RefSeq, a predicted model, not a curated record